Kwoniella botswanensis is the source of this 498-nucleotide messenger RNA. RefSeq lists its product as uncharacterized. NCBI's taxonomy places the organism in Eukaryota, Fungi, Basidiomycota, Tremellomycetes, Tremellales, Cryptococcaceae. The transcript has a single exon. The coding region runs from base 1 to 498 and encodes 165 amino acids. The record is from RefSeq and is a predicted model, not a curated record.
AUGGCGGAAAGAAGUACCCGACCUUCCAAUAUCUUCCCAACAACCAAGCGAAGUUCCAAGCCUAGUAUAUGGGAAGAUGACCCCUAUAAGAGGCGAGCCAAGGACCUCGCCAAGAAAGAAAGUAUAUUUCAUGGUGACCAGCACCUAGAGAGCAGGACGAGAGAGAUGUUGAAUAAGAGUAAAUGGGGCAGUAAAUCGAGUUAUUCAGAUCGAAUUAAAUACACCUCAGGCUCGGGUCUAUCAGGGGGAAAUCGUACCACUUCAACCUCAUCUUCGAAAAAGAGUCAUAAGAGUACGGGCAAUGCUCGUGAUACGACGUCAUAUGGAUUGGGACCAGAUGAAGAACCUAGAUUCCCCGUGCCUAGAAGAAUAGGAACGCUCUCUGAUCUUAUGACACCUAGACAUCUGGAGAGGAGGAGAUUCUCGGAUGGCCAGAUUGGAGUUAUGAGCUGGAUAGCUUCGAGUGGCCAUAAACCGAGUCGUACAAGGCGUUACUGA